Molecule: messenger RNA, 2247 nt
Organism: Alternaria metachromatica
Lineage: Eukaryota; Fungi; Ascomycota; Dothideomycetes; Pleosporales; Pleosporaceae
Exons: 6
Coding region: 1-2247 (748 amino acids)
Molecular function (GO): oxidoreductase activity; FAD binding
Source: RefSeq, a predicted model, not a curated record
AUGAUCUUUGCUAACAGGUCACAAGGUACUGGUAUCGUUCGAGCAGGAGGCGGCGUGCGUCUCGGAAACCUCGGACUGGGUGUAUACAAGCAAGGUCAGGCCGCACUGCCUCACGGUACAUACCCGGGCGUUGGCAUCGGAGGGCACUAUACGCAUGGAGGCUUCGGAUACUCUUCUCGUCGCUGGGGGCUGGCACUCGACACGAUCGUUGCAAUGGACGUUGUACUGGUCGAUGGAACUCAGCUUCAUGUCACACGCAUUACCCAUCCCGAACUCUACUACGCUCUGCGUGGAGCUGCAGAUAGCAUCGGUAUCGUGACUACCUUCUACCUGCAGACCCAGCCCGCCCCGGCACAGAUCGUCAGCUACUCCAUGAACUUCACUUCCGCACUGAAGUCUUCAUCUUCCGUCGCCGACGUCCUUCUCCAGUUGCAGAAGUUUGCCCAAUCUUCUCCUCUCAUGGACCGUAACAUCACACUUGAGAUCUACAUGAACAUAUUCGGCACCUUCGAAGUCCGAGGCUGGUACUUUGGCGACCGCACACACUUCUCCAGCGCCGUACUUCCCGCCAUGCUUGAGGGUUUGCCCAAGGCCGACAACACAACGAUCGCAACCAGAAACUGGCUCGAUGCACUGCAGGACAUCGCAGAAGGCGAACCUCUUGUUGAGCCUUUGACUGGCUACAACAACCACCAGACUUUCUACACCAAGUCCAUUGUUACGAGAGAGGCAAAGCCACUUACACGGCGCGCACUGGAGAGCUUUGCUGGGUAUGUCAUUAGUAAGGGAUUGAGCGCAGACUCCCCAUGGGAGACGUAUAUUUCGCUGUACGGCGGAAGGGAUAGCCAGAUCAAUGUCCCAUCGCCUGCUAGUGCGGCGUAUUCACAUCGCGAUUCGCUUUGGAUUUUCCAGAAUAUUGGUUCCUCGGCCAAUAUGCUUCCGCCUUUUGAGUCUGGCAUCAAAGCGUUCGUGCAAGGACUCAAUACCGCUUUGACAGACGCACAGCCCGAUGGCGACUUUUUGGCGUACCCAAAUUAUCUGGAUCCAGAGCUGACACCAGCGGAGGCGCAUCGAUUGUACUAUGGUGAUGCGACUUAUGGAAAGCUAAGUGCGAUUAAGAAAGUGGUGGAUCCAAAUAAGACUGGAGAUGAAGUGAUGGGAUUGAAAAGUUCAGAGCAGGCUGCUUUGCGGCCUGCACCAACUGGUCUCGAUGCGGAAGGGACGUUGCAAGAUGCUGUAAGAGACCUGAUAACAUCCUACCACGACCUCAACCCCUCAACAAUCGACAUCCUCACCACUGAACCCUCACCCCUACAAUUCAUGCGCCACGUCGCCCGCAACCGACCCUUCGUAAUACGAAACGGAGCCAAAGACUUCAAAGCCAGAAAAACAUGGAACGCCUCGUACCUGAAGACCGUCAUGCAAGGCCAGAACGUCAACGUAGCAAUCACCCCCCACGGAAACGCCGAUUCAGUGGUAUCUCUCCCCUCAGGCGGCGCGAUAUUCGUCAAACCGUAUGAGACCGAAGAGCCCUUUGAAGACGUUUUAAACAAGAUCCAACGCCAAGAGCAAGAUAACGACUACACCGGUCCAACACGUUACGCGCAAACCCAAAACGACAAUCUGCGUAACGAGUACUCCACGCUCUUCGCAGACGUACCUAAGAGCAUACCCUUCGCGCGUAUAGCCCUUGAGCAAGAACCCGACGCCAUCAACUUCUGGCUUGGAAACUCGUAUUCCACGACUGCUCUGCACAAAGACAAUUACGAGAACAUCUACGUUCAGGUUCUGGGACGGAAGCAUUUUGUCCUCUUGCCGCCUGUAGAAGCGGGUUGUGUUAAUGAGAAGAGCGUGCUGGCUGCGACUUAUACUCCGAAACGGGAGGAUGGCGCGUCUUCUAGUGCGCUAGAGAAGGGUGAUCUGGUUAUCAAGGUCGAUGAGCCAGAGGAAUACGUACCUUUCGCGACAUGGGAUCCAGAUCAGCCUGCUGCCAACACCACGCCUUACUCCCAAUACUCGCAGCCACUCCGAGUCACGCUGGAAGAAGGCGACAUGCUAUACCUACCCGCACUUUGGUACCAUAGAGUGAGCCAGAGCUGCAACGAAGAAGGAAUCUGUUGCGCAGUAAACUACUGGUACGAUCUCGACUUCAGCGGCGGGUUUUGGAGUACUGCGAAUUUCGUUCGGAGCGCCGGGCUACUGAGCAUGGGAGACAAAACUGCAGUACAGGGACAAGGCCAGAGAUGA